AUAGUACCAUUCCUAAUCCUAUCUUUACACAUUCUGAAUCUGAAUCAGUGAAAUCUUACUGAUUUGGAGUGUUGUUUACAACUAUGAGUAUCCGUAACUAUUUACUGUCUUUCAAUGAUUCCGCUUAGGAGGGAGAUACUCUGAACUGGAAUCAGUGUACUAUUAUUGAAAAACACUGAACUCAGACUAUUCAUUGUCAUUUAGUGAAUGAAUACACUAAUUCCAAUUUAGAGAGUACACGCAACUUAGUCGCCAAUGUUGAAACUUUAUGCGUAGCUUUGAGAUUGUUGCAAUAGAAAGUUUUUUUAUUUAAUAUUAUACACGACACACAGACAUUCUGACAUUCGCGCGGGCGUUCAUCAGAAAUAACAUUAAAUCAGGAAAAUUUUAUACCCUACAUCUAAAUCAGGAAAAUUUUAUUGAUUUGCAGUGCCAUACUUAUAACUAUGAUCAUCAGUGAUUGUUCAUUUUCAGCAAUUCUGUUUAAGAGGAAGAUACUCUCACCGAUCGGAAUAAGUGAAUUAUCACUGAAAAACACUGCUUAUAUCUGAUCGGUAACAGUUAAGAAUAUAACACUGAAAUUAGACUAUUCACCGUCAUUCGAUGAAUAAUGUACUGAUUCCGAUUGAGAGAGUAACGUCACAAAAAGCUGAAGUGUAAUUGUCCAAAGGCUUCUAUGAAAUUCAAGGCAGAUAUAUUAUUAAUACUUAUGAAAUGGCAAGUUUUGAUGCAUUGUUUCGUUAGAAACGGAUAGAACAUCGCUUUCCCCAGGAUGUACAUAAAACAUCAUUCUCAUUCCAUGCAGGGAAAACGCGGAAGUGAUUUGUUAGCCAAGUAGUACGCUCAGCGCGCGUUUUUCACGAACGCGAGCAUUAUCUGCGUUUAUAACAACAGGAGUGCAUCGCACAGUCGAUAUCGCACGAACGAUUGAAGAAAUCGUGCAGGGUUUACAAAAGGAGGCCGCGAGCUGUGCUGGGCGAAGUGUGUCAAAGAGAGAAUCGUCUUCUCUCAUCGGCGGCGUCGGCGUGAUGAUCCCCACCGCCGUUUUUGCGUUCAAACGAUGAGCCUUCGGCUCCACCACGUGGAUGAUGAGGGUACCGCUAUCUUCCUCUCCGCCGGGCGGACCGUCCAGUCAAGCCAGAAAUACUGCCUCCUUUAGCCCUGACAUUGCGCGCGCGUGUGAGCGAGCGAGCGAGCGAGCGAGCGAGCGAGCGAGCGUCGCUGAUAUCCAUCUAAUUCCCGAAGCAAAGUAUCGAUCGCGAACGCUUUCGCAACGCAGUGGAACGCCGGCAGUCAUCAAGUCACGCCACGUUCACGUUAGUUGACGUUGAGCUCCGAGAGACGGAAAUACAACCCCGGCGUAAAGGACGGACUUGACUAUUCAUCGUCGGAUGAUCGGGAGAUCCGGAAGAAGAGUCGAUUGCCACUAAAGGUCGAGUUCAGAAUGGCGUUAAGCUGGCUGGAGAUAAUAUUUCUGAUAAUACUAGCGUUCGUCACCUUAAGAGCUCUCGUGAAAACUGGGAUUCUAUUGUGGAAAAAAUUGAUAGCUCCGAAACUUGGAUUUUCAAUCGAUUUGCGAACGCAGGGGAAAUGGGCUGUAGUGACCGGUGCAACGGAUGGCCUCGGAAAGGCAUUCGCCAAGGCGCUUGCCGAGCGGGGCAUGGACAUUGUCUUGGUCUCACGUUCUUUAUCCAAGCUGAAGGAUGUGGCUGCCGAGAUCGAGCGGAAAUAUAACGUAGAAACUCGCGUCAUUGAAGCGGAUUUAACCGAAGGUCAGGUUGUCUAUUCCGAAAUUGGCAAAGCGACACAAGACUUGGAGGUCGGUGUCCUUGUCAAUAAUGCCGGCGCGAGUUACGACCAUCCGGAAAUGUUCACGCAAGUGUCGGAGGAGAUGAUCGCCAGAAUACUACAACUUAACGUGGCCGGAGUGACGGGGGUCGCGAGAGCGGUGCUACCUGGCAUGAUGGAACGAGGGAAAGGGGUAGUUAUCAACGUGAGUUCAACGGCCGCGGCUAUUCCGAGCCCAUACCUGUCAGUUUAUGCCGCUAGUAAAGCGUAUAUCGACAAGCUCAGCGCCGACCUGGCUACGGAAGCUGCGCCAAGGGGCGUUACCGUUCAAUGCGUCCUACCCGGCCCGGUCGCCACGAAGAUGUCCAGGAUCAGGAAAGCAACGUGGAUGGCGCCUACCCCGGAAAAGUUCGUCCAGUCGUCGCUGAAAACAAUCGGCAUCGAAAUGCGCACAACCGGAUAUAUACCGCAUUCCGUGAUCAUUGGCGUCAUGAACGCGCUGCGCUACAUUUCGGAAACAGGUGCGAUGUGGCUAGUAACGAAGACGAUGCUCAACUUAAGGGGACGAGCCCUCCGUAAGAAGACAAAAACCUCAGUGGACAUGUGGGACUCUUCGCAAGGGGACACCGUCUCUAGUUGAUUUAUGCGUUUUUGUAACGUCGUUUGCGCAGUGUCAUUAUUCGCCAAGUUACUCUUUCUUAUUGCUUUGCAUUAGAUUUUUUUAUCGACAUUUCUUCACAUCCAAACUGUCUAUUUCUCAAAGAUGUUUUCUCAAAG
Molecule: messenger RNA, 2565 nt
Organism: Solenopsis invicta (red fire ant)
Lineage: Eukaryota; Metazoa; Arthropoda; Insecta; Hymenoptera; Formicidae
Product: very-long-chain 3-oxoacyl-CoA reductase
Exons: 5
Coding region: 1445-2428 (327 amino acids)
Cellular component (GO): endoplasmic reticulum
Molecular function (GO): oxidoreductase activity
Source: RefSeq, a predicted model, not a curated record